This is a messenger RNA of Triticum urartu, 433 nucleotides long. Lineage: Eukaryota; Viridiplantae; Streptophyta; Magnoliopsida; Poales; Poaceae. The record is from RefSeq and is a predicted model, not a curated record.
AUGAUCGUCGCCUCCGCCUCCAUGGCGCCCACCCUCCGCCCCGGCGACCGCGCCGUCGCAGAAAAAGUGAGCUACAUGUUCCGGCGGCCGUCUGUGGGCGACAUUGUCUUCUUCAGGGUGCCUACCGCGCUGCAGAACUGUGGCAUAAAUAAGGAUGUUGUAUUCAUUAAGAGGGUUAUUGCCACCCCUGGAGACUUCAUCCAGGUUCGACAAGGCCAGCAUAUUGUCAACGGUGUUGCACAGAAGGAACAUUACACCGCACCCCAUGCGUCGUACACGAUGGAAGCCAUGCGCCUCCCUGAAGGCCAUGUAUUCGUCAUGGGUGAUAACCGUAAUAACAGCUGUGAUUCUCGUGUAUGGUAAGACAACACAUCCACUCCCAUGCUUUAUCUCUCUGUACAAUGAAAUUCUUAUGCUACUCAUCUGAAGUCAU